This is a messenger RNA of Eublepharis macularius, 1520 nucleotides long. RefSeq names its product UDP-galactose-4-epimerase (gene GALE). Gene Ontology annotation, cellular component: cytosol. The record is from RefSeq and is a predicted model, not a curated record. Lineage: Eukaryota; Metazoa; Chordata; Lepidosauria; Squamata; Eublepharidae. The coding region runs from base 126 to 1169 and encodes 347 amino acids. Gene Ontology annotation, biological process: beta-D-galactose catabolic process via UDP-galactose, Leloir pathway. Gene Ontology annotation, molecular function: UDP-glucose 4-epimerase activity. The transcript is spliced from 11 exons.
UUCUGCUUCCGUCCAGUCCUAUCAAAUGAUUUUUAAAAAACCGGAAGAAACUAUUUGUAACAUUUCAGUGACACUCUGUUCUUCAAUGCGCUGUCUGCUGUCCCAGAGCUGGCUCUAGGGUAAGGAUGUCGGAGAAGAUCCUUGUGACAGGCGGAGCCGGCUACAUAGGGAGCCAUUGUGUGCUGGAGCUCAUUGAGGCAGGUUACACACCGGUGGUCAUCGAUAAUUUUCACAAUGCCAUCCGAGGGGACAAGGCCUUGCCUGAGAGCAUUCGGCGGGUGCAAGAGAUUGUGCAGAAGGAGAUCUCUUUCCAGCAGUUAGAUGUCCUCGAUGAAGCUGGCCUCCAGGAGCUCUUCAAGAAGCACCAGUUCUCAGCCGUGAUGCAUUUUGCGGGCCUCAAAGCUGUUGGAGAGUCAGUCCAGAAGCCGCUGGAGUACUACAAGGUGAACCUCACUGGGACCAUCCGUUUACUGGAGACCAUGAAAGCACAUGGAGUCAAGAAUUUGGUGUUCAGCAGCUCAGCCACAGUCUAUGGGGAUCCCACCUACCUCCCCCUAGAUGAAAACCAUCCUGUUGGUGGCUGCACUAAUCCCUACGGCAAGUCCAAGUAUUUCAUCGAAGAGAUGAUCCGCGAUUUGUGCAAGGCAGAGCUGGACUGGAAUGCUGUUCUUCUGCGAUAUUUCAACCCUAUUGGAGCUCACCAGUCUGGAAAGAUAGGAGAAGAUCCCCAGGGAAUCCCGAACAACCUGAUGCCUUAUGUUGCCCAGGUGGCAGUGGGACGCAGGGAGUUCUUGAGUGUUUUUGGGAAUGAUUAUAAAACAGUGGAUGGGACAGGCAUUAGAGAUUACAUCCACGUGGUGGAUCUGGCCAAGGGCCAUAUUGCGGCAUUGAAGAAGCUCAAGGAGAAUUGUGGCUGCAAGAUAUACAACCUUGGGACAGGAGUUGGCUACUCUGUCCUGCAGAUGGUCAAAGCCAUGGAGAAGGCAUCGGGGAGGGAGCUCAAGUACAGAAUCGUUGCACGUCGGGAAGGGGAUGUAGCUUCCUGUUACGCCAACCCUGCCCUUGCAGAGCGGGAGCUGGGCUGGAAGGCAGUCUUUGGCUUGGACAAGAUGUGUGAGGACUUGUGGAGAUGGCAGUCACAGAAUCCCACCGGCUUCAGCAAGAACUAGUGCUCUGAAUAGCAUCAUCUGUUCCCCAUGGGUGGUGCUGCCUCCACAUUCCAAGGACUUCUCGCUCAGGGAUGGAAUGAUUCUUUUUAAACGCCCUCUUCUCCCCUUUCAUGACCAACGAAUGGACCCUGACUGGAUACGGGGAGGGAAGGACUGUCGUCUUCUUUUACUCUGCCCCCUUCCUUGUAUCUCCUUCAGCGGCCCCUGCCAGGCAAGUUGGGGACAGAGAGGGAAUAGCAGUCUCAGGUGAUCCUACAGGGGCAGGAGGAACAGCAGAUGGGUCAACCCUCCAUUAUUUAAAAUAACAGGCACCUUACUUGGACUGUCACUAUAAAUGCAUGCUUCUCUGAG